This is a messenger RNA of Contarinia nasturtii (swede midge), 1955 nucleotides long. RefSeq lists its product as uncharacterized. Lineage: Eukaryota; Metazoa; Arthropoda; Insecta; Diptera; Cecidomyiidae. The transcript is spliced from 5 exons. The record is from RefSeq and is a predicted model, not a curated record. The coding region runs from base 771 to 1853 and encodes 360 amino acids.
UUGACCUAGGUCAGUGAACGAAACGUUCUCUGUAAGAAUGAGAGAAGAAUGAGAGAAGAAUGAGAGAAUCGCGAAUAAGAAGAGAGAAAAGCGAUAAAUAUGGUUUUUUAAUUGCUUUUUCUCCACCAUUCGCACACUAUCAUAUAUAUAUAUGAUGAUAUAGAGAGAAAAGCGAUGAAUAUGAUGGAGUGUUAUUAAAACAUGAAUUUAUUGUUUUUUCGUCUCUCUCUUUCAAAUGCAGUUGUGCUUUUGAUGCGGAUUAAAAGCAAAAAUUUCGUCGGGAUUUUUGACUAAUAUAUACGCGAAAUCGAAUUGCGCUCUCUACUCUUUAUCAUUUUCUCAAAUUGCAGUUAUUGUUUUGUGUAGACAAAACACUUUUGAUGUAGAUUAAAAAGCAAAAAUUUCGUGACGAUUUUCGCCUAAUAAUCAAAAUUGAAUUUUUGCCGAUUGAAUUGAGAAUGGUGACAAAAUCUAAUAUAUACGCGAAAUCGAAUUGCGCUCUCUACUCUUUAUCAUUUUCUCAAAUUGCAGUUAUUGUUUUGUGUAGACAAAACACUUUUGAUGUAGAUUAAAAAGCAAAAAUUUCGUGGCGAUUUUCGCCUAAUAAUCAAAAUUGAAUUUUUGCCGAUUGAAUUGAGAAUGCAAAAAUUUCGUGGCGAUUUUCGCCUAAUAAUCAAAAUUGAAUUUUUGCCGAUUGAAUUGAGAAUGGUGACAAAAUUUGAAAAUCAUUUUAAAUUGUUCAGCCGAGUGAAGCACAUCUCAAAGAUAAAAUGAAUAAUCAAGUGAACUCAUCAAAUCCAAUUCCAUCAACAUCAACCGCAUCCACAUCGCGUGCGGCUAGAAACAACACGUCAAGUAACGUGUUUCAAUUGGAAGACAUGUCAAGUGUUUUUGAUAUUGACGCGCCCCCAACGCCAGACAUAACUUUUGAUCAAAAUGUUCCGGUAGAAGAUGAUGCACCACCAACACCAGACAUGAUUUUCUUUGAUCAAGAUGCCACGGUGGUAGCAAAUGACGCGCCACCCAAUAAUACAUUGAAUGCCGCUGCAAGUUCAAACAAUACCACUGAUAACAAAGAAGAUGAUGAUGAUGAUAAAUAUAUCCGGUUUUUGCAAAGCCAAGUGAAGGAUACACGAUUUGUGUCCGAUACGAAAGUGGCCUUCUACAAAAUAGCAGGCACGUGUCUGCUCUUAACCAACAUAGAGAAAGAAAGCAGAUUUCUUUCUAGCGAACCAAAUGAAAGCAACAUCAAGAUAAAUCAACUUAUUAGUGAUCAUCAGAAUUUGGAACCAUCACUUCAAAUUAAUCCAGAUUUGGUUUACUAUGCAAAUCAAAAUCAUGAUUACAGUGAAUUGUCAACAGCUGAUCGGAUUUUUCUCUCAUCUCUUCGCUUAGAGGUUGAACGCAUAAAAUUGGGCAUCGAAAAAGAUAAUUUGAUAAAAGCUGAUGACGUAGCAACCAAGAAGUGUGCCGAAAAAAGAAAGAGAUUCACUGAAAUGUGUUGUGUUUUAUGUUCUGGUACGGUUACGCCACACAUGAAGACCGCCGCAUACAAAUGCGGUCACAUCUUUUGUUUACCUUGCAUCGAUACUCUUGAAAAAAAGACUGUCAAAUGUCCAAUGUGCCGAAAGGUUUUGGUAACCAAUGAUAAGCUUGAAUUAUGCUUCAGAUUCAAUUACUGGUACAAACCCAUUUGUCGGCGAUGUCUUAAACCUUUUGAAGAUGAUGAUGAUGUGCAAGCAUUAGUAUGCGGCGAUGUCUUCUGUGCGACAUGUACUUUUCAUUCUGGAAAUUAUUGUCAAAAGUGUGACUCUUUUGCGAAACCUCUAAAACUAUUCCUAUCCUUUGAAUAAUAUGGAAUUUCGAAUUUUUUCAUUCGCAUUCAAAUUCCAAAAAAGAAAAUAUUUGCUUUGCUUCAUCAAUCGAAAAAAUAAUCAGACAUUUUUUCAUUUUUU